AUGGAUCAAUUAACAGCUCACGACCGUCCUCUUCCACCUCCUUUUCACACAAGAGAUGUUCAGUUACAGAAUAACAAUCCUCAUCUCCACGCCCAGUUCCAUCACAUACAACAACAGCAGAAAAGUGAAGAUGAACAACAAAGCGGACAUCGAAAUCAUAAACGAGAUCGUGACGAUAACUUCAAUUUAAAUCCAUAUCAAUCUGGUUCCAUGGAUAGCAAAGGAAACACUAUUGGAGAAGUGAGUAGAAGACCAAGAGGAAGACCAGCUGGUUCAAAAAACAAACCAAAACCACCAAUUAUUAUCACUUGUGAUAGCACCAACGCUUUGAGAUCUCAUGUAAUGGAAAUCGCUACUGGAUGUACAAGAAAGAUUAUCAAACUUCACCACAAUAAGACAACGAAGUGUUUGAAUAUUAAGUGGGCGCGGAACUGUUACAAACGUUACAAUUAG
Messenger RNA from Solanum pennellii, 453 nucleotides. Its product is annotated as AT-hook motif nuclear-localized protein 22-like. NCBI's taxonomy places the organism in Eukaryota, Viridiplantae, Streptophyta, Magnoliopsida, Solanales, Solanaceae. The record is from RefSeq and is a predicted model, not a curated record. The transcript has a single exon. The coding region runs from base 1 to 453 and encodes 150 amino acids. Gene Ontology annotation, cellular component: nucleus. Gene Ontology annotation, biological process: vegetative to reproductive phase transition of meristem. Gene Ontology annotation, molecular function: DNA-binding transcription factor activity; minor groove of adenine-thymine-rich DNA binding.